AGUUUAGAGAGAGAAACCCGCAAGAUUUGGAAACAUGUUCGUCGCCAUUGACAUGGCUGAAUGCUAUCGCAGAAUCCAGCGUCCAUAUAAUUCUAAUGAAAUUCUGACAAACGAAUUCUUCUGUUUAGUUCGUUUUAGAUUUAGAGAGAGAGGGACAACUUUCAUGUCUCAAUUCCUCUCCCUUCGUUUCCACCCUUAAGCUAUUGGCCUCUUUCCCCGUACGGAACCUUCAUUUUCCCGGGAAAUUCAUCUUCUACCGAUAUUUCCCGGGAAUCCACCGAUCUUCCUCCCUCAACAAUGAGAACGAGUCAAGGUGUAGGAUCUCCGUCGAGGAGAAGCAUGUCCAUGUCGGCGGCGAGCUCGCCGUCCUAUGCCCGAAGGAGAUCCUUAGCAGCUGACAAUUCGGGAGGAGCAACACCGUUAGACUCCUCUUCCCGCAAGUCUCUUUCCUCGUCUCGCUCAAUGGGACUGACAGGAGAGAGGACGGUGAAGAGAUUGCGUCUGUCAAAAGCUCUCACAGUACCUGAAACAACAACAAUAUAUGAGGCUUGCCGACGUAUGGCUGCUCGCAGAGUUGAUGCUUUAUUGUUGACUGACUCUAAUGCAUUGCUAUGUGGGAUCAUGACAGACAAGGAUAUCGCGAUAAGAGUAAUUGCUCGUGAAAUUAAUAUUCAAGAAACACCGGUUUCGAAGGUGAUGACAAGAAACCCGGUCUUCGUGCUAUCCGACACUCUUGCCGUUGAAGCCCUGCAGAAAAUGGUGCAAGGCAAAUUCAGACAUUUGCCAGUUGUGGAAAAUGGUGAGGUCAUUGCUUUGCUUGAUAUAGCAAAAUGUCUGUAUGAUGCUAUUGCUCGCUUGGAAAGGGCGGUUGAGAAGGGAAAGGCUAUAGCAGCUGCUGUCGAAGGUGUUGAAAAGCACUGGGGGGCAUCUGCUUAUGGUUCUAAUACAUUCAUUGAAACAAUUAGAGAGCGGAUGUUCAGACCCUCCUUGUCUACAAUUGUACCUGAGAAUUCAAAGGUUGUUACAGUUGAACCAAGCGAUAAUGUUCUAGAUGCAGCAAAGAAAAUGCUCGAAUCUCGGACAAGUUCUGCUAUUGUAGCAGUUGAGAGCAAACCAUGUGGAAUUCUUACUUCAAAGGAUAUCUUGAUGCGAGUCAUAGCACAAGACCUAUCUCCCGAGUCAACUUUAGUGGAUAAGGUCAUGACCCCUAAUCCAGAAUGUGCAAGUGUUGAUACGCCUAUAUUGGAUGCUUUACAUAGGAUGCAUGAGGGGAAAUUUUUACACAUGCCUAUUGCGGAUAAAGAUGGAGCAAUUGUUGCAGUUGUUGAUGUGAUCCAUAUCACUCGUGCUGCUAUUUCCACACAGGUAGGAAGUACUGCUGGAGUUAAUGAAGAAGCUGCAAACACUAUGAUGCAAAAGUUUUGGGAUUCUGCUAUGGCAUUAACUCCUAACGAUGAUGAAGAGACACACAGUGAAGGUUCCUUGAAGUUGGCCUCAGAAGGGCAGGAGACUGGAAUAUCACUUCCAUUUCCUUCGUCAACACUGCCAAAUACUUUUGCUUUUAAGAUUCAAGACAGAAAGGGAAGGAUGCACAGGUUCACCAGUGAUACCCGAAGCAUGACAGACCUCAUGACUGCAAUACUUCAAAGAUUGGGGAGCGACAUUAACUGGAAUAAUCUUCCUCAAAUUCUGUAUGAGGAUGAAGACCAGGACAAGGUCGUACUUGCAUCUGACAGUGACCUCAUCACGGCUGUUGAGCAUGCAAGGUCUGCUGGUUGGAAGGGAUUGAGGUUGCACCUAGAUUACUCAAGAGUUCCACAUCGUGGGCUGGGGGGUUCUGGAUCAAGCAGUAUGGACUUCGCUCACCAGACUGAUGCAUGGGCUGCAGCCUACAGUGCCGCGGCCACUGGUGCUGCAUUAGUCGCUGCUUUAGGCGUAUUGGCCUUUUUGAGAAGAAAUAAUAAUUGAUUUUUUUUUUUGAAUUAAUCCAAACCGGUCAGCAUUUUCUCUUGUUGUGUGUAAUUUGUGUUGUAUCAUUGUUGUUAUAUAUAUGGGCUCCAAUUUAAGAGGUUCUUCUGAUCAGAAUCUAGAGUGCUGUGUAUUCUACCACCCAGUUUUUGUACUCCACUGAACAUAUGAGUUCUGGCCUUGAAUAAUGCUUUUGAGCUUUUAAAGCAAGGUAUCAAAGCAAUUAGAAUAUUAUAGUAAUCACUUUUUAAUUAAGUUUAAAAAGUGUAAAUAUUAAAAAGUUGGAUA
This is a messenger RNA of Cuscuta epithymum, 2256 nucleotides long. The record is from the annotation of a GenBank genome assembly. Lineage: Eukaryota; Viridiplantae; Streptophyta; Magnoliopsida; Solanales; Convolvulaceae.